AUGCUGGUAAACCAGAAAAGUCAGCCCUUCAAAAUUAAAGUCAUUGACUUUGGUUUGUCCCUAAAGAAGUCAGAGGUGGAGGAAGGUAUGGUUAGGCAGGCGGUCCCUUUUAGAGCACCUGAGCUGGUCCUGGGCCUCCCCUUGACAGAGGCAAUCGACAUGUGGUCUCUGGGGUGCCUUCUGGCCAUGCUUUAUAUGUCUGCCUACCUGUUCACCUCCAGCUGUGUGUACCAGCACAUGAGGAGCAUUGUGCAGAUCCUAGGUCAGCCAGCUGAUCAUUUACUCAGUGCAGGGAGCAUGAGCAGAAAAUUCUUCAUUCAGAGCCAGUACCUGGACAACCACAAAUGGUGGCUGAAGACGCCUGCAGAGUACCAGCUGGACACUGGGAUUGUUUCUCAACCUGGUGUGGGGUCUGUGAAGUCUCUGGAUGAUUUUGUUACCCUUCAUCCAGAGCUUUGUGGAUCUACUGAGAGGGAGGAUUGCAGAGCUUUCAUCAGCCUUCUGAAACUUCUUCUUAACACAGACCCUGAGCAGAGAAUCUGCCCUGAACAGGCCCUGAAGCACCUGUUUGUGUCCAUGGUGCACCUGCAAGAGACGGACAACAGGGGGUAUGUGGACUUCACCUCCUACAAAAUGUCUGUCACCCACAGGGACGAGCCAGAGGAGGAAGUACUUUUUGAGCCAGCAGAAGAAGUCGUGGCUCAAGAGGAAGAGCAUUUGGGAUCAGCUGUCCCCGGAUCCUUUCAGGAGAGACCAGAAGAAGCUGAAACAACCGACUCAGCUCUGAGUGAUUUGGCCGUAACCCAAACUGGACUGGAAGAUGGUCCAACUGAGGAGGAAGAGAGGGUGGACAGUGAGUCUCCUGCUGAAGGUCCACCUGUAAGGGAGAGGAGGAGCCGCCUGAAACAAUUCAGAAAAUUCUGCAGCCGAGCCCUCAGGACCAUGUUUGGACUGAGGAGGAGAAAUUAA
Xyrichtys novacula (pearly razorfish) is the source of this 969-nucleotide messenger RNA. The record is from the annotation of a GenBank genome assembly. Lineage: Eukaryota; Metazoa; Chordata; Actinopteri; Labriformes; Labridae.